Molecule: messenger RNA, 1097 nt
Organism: Phymastichus coffea
Lineage: Eukaryota; Metazoa; Arthropoda; Insecta; Hymenoptera; Eulophidae
Exons: 3
Coding region: 261-1055 (264 amino acids)
Source: RefSeq, a predicted model, not a curated record
CAGCGUCGUGUCGGCCUAGCUCCUUUUCGCCGACGAGUCUUGCGCGCGCGCGUCGUCGCCCAUCAUCGCGCGUAACGUAAAUCUCGAAGAAACAAAAAAACCAACUAACCUGUACGCGAGCCGCAUCUGACUUGCCAGGCUCGUCCAAAGCCGAUAACCUCGUCCAUUUGGCGUUGCCGAUAAAUUGCAAGUCUCUCGGUAUGGAUCGCGCGACUGGCCCCUCGGAGCGCACCGGCCAGACUUGAAGUAGCUCGGCAGGCAUGGCGGAAUUCCUGUCGUUGUAUCGGAAAGAUUAUCGCUGGCCGCGCCUCAAGCCGCCGUUCGAGCGCACGGACUUGAGGUGCAAGCUCGCGGUGCCGAUGAGCGCGGAGGAGGCGGCGGCGUUACAGCUGAAAUGCGGGCCGCAGAGAUACGGCGACGUCAACGAAGAUGCCCCGAAGCUCGGCAAAAUCGGGCCGUGCCCCAAGACCGAGCGACUAGAGUACAGCGAGGAGGACGCUUGCUUGAAGAAGCUGCUAGAGGACAAUCCGAAUUUGUUGAGCGUGAUGCGCAAGAAACCGGUGACCGACGUUAUAAUGCAAUUCAAUAAGGAUAGAUUAACGAGCACUUAUCAAGCUGAUUUCGAUCGUAUCAAUGUUCGCCAAGAGUCUUUGAAUCCCCGUCUAGAAGACGAACCAGCAGCGGCGGAAUGGAGUCCCGACCUCUGCCCGCUGGACGACGCACCGCCAGCGGAGCCCGAGUGCAAGAGCAAACACGUAUCUCGCAAGCAACUGCUUCGAAUGGUUUACGGACCAGGCUAUUGCGCACCGGGACCACCGUGUACCAGACCGUACAUACCGAAGCGCAAAAAGCCGCAAUUCGACGACGCUUGUCAACCGCAGUACAAACGCAAGUGUAUCCCCAAGUGGACCAGCGAGUAUCGAGAAAUAAUAAGCAGCACCGGACUCGACAUCAUGAGAGACGUUAGGGUGAAAGCGAAAAAGAAAUGCAGAGCUAUGACCAAGAAUGCCGAUAGGAAGGAAUGCGAGAAACAAUAUUUACUGACCUUCGGAUAAUUAUUUUUGGCAUUUGUUAGAUGUAUCGCUGAAACAAAUCAA